This is a messenger RNA of Rhinocladiella mackenziei CBS 650.93, 2262 nucleotides long. RefSeq names its product catalase-peroxidase. The record is from RefSeq and is a predicted model, not a curated record. Gene Ontology annotation, cellular component: cytosol. Gene Ontology annotation, molecular function: catalase activity; heme binding. Gene Ontology annotation, biological process: hydrogen peroxide catabolic process; cellular response to hydrogen peroxide. Bases 1 to 2262 code for a protein of 753 amino acids. The transcript has a single exon. NCBI's taxonomy places the organism in Eukaryota, Fungi, Ascomycota, Eurotiomycetes, Chaetothyriales, Herpotrichiellaceae.
AUGGGCGAGUGUCCUAUCAAGAACGCCAACAUCGGCGGUGGUGGCACCCGGAACCGCGACUGGUGGCCCAAUGAGUUGAGACUCAACAUCCUGCGCCAGCACACCUCGGUCACCAACCCGAUGAGCAAAGACUUUGACUAUGCGUCGGCCUUCAAGAGUUUGGACUAUGAUGGGCUGAAGAAGGAUCUGCAUGCCCUGAUGACGGAUUCACAGGAGUGGUGGCCCGCCGACUUUGGUCACUACGGCGGUCUCUUCAUCCGCAUGGCCUGGCACAGCGCUGGCACUUACCGCGUCUCCGACGGCCGUGGCGGAGGUGGACAGGGCCAACAACGCUUCGCACCGCUCAACAGCUGGCCCGACAACGUCAGUCUCGACAAGGCACGCCGCUUGCUCUGGCCCAUCAAACAGAAAUACGGCAACAAGAUUUCCUGGGCGGAUCUGUUGCUCCUCACGGGCAACGUGGCACUCGAAUCCAUGGGCGUCAAAACCUUUGGCUUUGCUGGUGGCCGCCCGGAUACCUGGGAGGCUGAGGAGGCUGUCUACUGGGGGGCCGAGACGACGUGGUUGGGCAAUGACGCUCGCUAUUCGGACGGCAAAGCAGGCCUGGCGGAGCAUGGCGUGGUGGUUUCUGAAGAACAUAAGAAAAAUUACAAAGACAUCCAUUCGCGUAACUUGGAAGAGCCGCUGGCAGCCUCCCACAUGGGCUUGAUCUAUGUGAACCCCGAAGGCCCCGACGGCAUCCCCGAUCCCAUCGCUGCAGGCAGAGACAUCCGCACGACCUUUGGCCGCAUGGCCAUGAACGAUGAGGAAACUGUUGCCCUGAUUGCCGGGGGUCACAGCUUCGGUAAGACGCACGGCGCAGCUCCUGAUAGUAACGUCGGCCCCGAACCAGAAGCGGCAGGCCUCGAGCAACAGGGCUUGGGCUGGGGCAACAAAUACGGUUCCGGAAAGGGUCCCGACACCAUUACUAGCGGCCUGGAGGUGAUCUGGACGAAGACUCCCACCAAGUGGAGCAACAACUUUCUGGAGUACCUGUUCAAGUUUGAGUGGGAGCUGACGAAGAGUCCGGCUGGUGCAAAUCAGUGGGUGGCGAAGAAUGCUGAUGCCAUCAUCCCCGAUGCUUACGAUCCUAACAAAAAGCACCUGCCGCGAAUGCUGACGACCGACCUGGCGCUGCGCUACGAUCCCGUGUAUGAGAAGAUCUCGCGUCGCUUCCUCGAGCAUCCAGAUCAGCUUCACGACGCAUUCGCCCGUGCCUGGUUCAAGCUGUUGCACCGUGACAUGGGACCGCGAACUCGCUGGCUCGGACCGGAAAUCCCGGCCGAGGAGCUGCUCUGGGAGGAUUUCAUUCCGGCGGUCAAUCACCCUCUGAUCGAUGACAAGGACAUUGCUGCUCUGAAGAAAGAGAUUCUGGCCACCGGGGUGGACCCCACCAAAUUCAUCUCCACCGCCUGGGCAUCGGCUUCCACUUUCCGCGGUAGUGACAAGCGUGGUGGCGCCAAUGGGGCCCGCAUCCGCCUUGCCCCCCAGAAGGACUGGAGGGUGAACGACCCAGCACAGCUGAGCCAAGUGCUGAGCACAUUGGAAGGCGUACAGAAGAAAUUCAACGCUUCCGCGACUGGCGGCAAGAAGGUGUCGCUGGCCGACCUCAUCGUGCUGGCAGGAUGCGCCGCCGUCGAGAGGGCGGCAGGUGUUCCGGUGCCCUUCACCCCCGGCCGCAUGGAUGCCUCGCAGGAGCAAACCGACAUUCAGUCUUUCGACUAUUUGGAGCCAUUGGCUGAUGGAUUCCGCAACUACGGCAAAUCGACAUCCCGUGUCAAAACUGAACACUUUCUCGUCGACAAGGCGCAUCUGCUGACGCUUACCACUCCAGAAAUGACGGUGCUGGUGGGCGGCAUGCGUGCCCUGAACGCCAACUGGGAUGGAUCCUCUCAUGGUAUCUUGACCAAGCGUCCCGGUCAACUGACCAAUGACUUUUUCGUCAAUUUGCUCGACAUGAACACGGCUUGGAAGCCCGCUAGCCCCGACAAUGAGCUCUACGAGGGCGUCGACCGCAAGACGCUCCAGAAGAAAUGGACCGCCACCCGCAACGAUCUGAUCUUUGGCGCUCACGCCGAGUUGCGUGCUGUUGCCGAGGUGUAUGCCCAAUUGGAUGGACAGGAGAAGUUUGUCAAGGACUUUGUGACUGCUUGGGAUAAGGUGAUGAACUUGGACCGAUUUGAUUUGACCUCUUCUGCGAGCGCUGGUAAGGCCAGGCUUUGA